CUCUCUAGUCAGUUCCCCUUUCUGUAUCUGAAUUCUUCUUCAGUCCUCAGAUUAGUUCUCCUGUCUAAGGACACCUAGGAGGGCUGGGGAGCAGACCAGGCUCCUUUUACUUUUCUCCUUUUUCUUCUUCUUCUUUUUUUUUUUUUGUUUUUACCUUCUACUUUUUUCUUCAAGUUCCUGUGAUCUUCGGGAAUGCUACUCUGCUUGUGUGUGUGGUCCCUGAGCACGGCGGUGGAGAGGCACUGGUGACAUGUAUGUCGUCAAGACAUGUGCAACCUGCACCAUGGACUUGACAAUCCUUCUCUUCAUGACAAUCUUUGGACUCUCAGAUGCUGUUUCCAUGAAGAGGAAAGCUUAUUUCAAUGGGACUGCAUACCUGCCGUGCCCAUUUACAAAGGCUCAAAACAUAACUCUGAGUGAGCUGGUAGUAUUUUGGCAGGACCAGCAAAAGUUGGUCCUGUACGAGCACUACUUGGGUGCAGAGAAACUUGAUAGUGUGAAUGCCAAGUACCUGGGCCGCACGAGCUUUGACGGGGAUAACUGGACUCUGCGACUUCACCACGUUACGAUCAAGGACAUGGGCUCGUAUGAUUGCUUUAUACAAGGGAAACCACCCACAGGAUCAGUGAUCCUCCAGCAGACGUCAACAGAGCUAUCAGUGAUCGCCAACUUCAGUGAACCUGAAAUAUUACUGACUCAGAAUGUAACAAGAAAUUCUGGCACAAAUUUGACCUGUUCGUCUAAGCAAGGCUACCCAAAACCUAAGAAGAUGUAUUUUCUGAUAACGAAUUCAACCGAUGAGUAUGGUGAUGACAUGCAGAUAUCACAAGACAAUGUCACAGAACUGUUCAGUGUCUCCGUCAGCCUAUCUCAUCUGUUCCCGGAUGGUGUGGACAAUAUGACCAUUGUGUGUGUCCUGGAAAUGGAGUCAACGAAUAUUUCCUCCAAACCUGUCAUUUUAGUUUUGCCAGAGUUCCAUCCUAUUGGAAAGCAUCUGAUCGAAAUUUCAGCAGGCAUCAUUAUUGUGAUCCUCUUUCCUCUGCUGGUCUUCAUAGUGGCAAAAACAUGUUGCAAGAAGCCUGGCAGACCCAGAAACACAACCUGUACAUCGGAGCGGGAUAGUAGUGCUGACAGAAGAAGUUCAAUCAACCUGGAGGAACUUGAACCCCAAAUUGCAUCAGCAAAACCAAACGCAGAGUGAAGGCAGCGAGAAGCUGAGGAAGAGUUAAAAUCUGAUUGUCUGAAGCAAGAAGUCCAGAACUGUUCAUAAAUGGAAAAACAUCCCCAGAUGACUAGAAUGCUACACUCGAUUCAUUAAAGAACAAAACCCACAAUAGUGUCCAUAUUUUAUCCUGUUUCCUUUCCAAGUUUUUAGGCAACCUCUUUGAUUUCCCAGAAGACAAGAGAAUAUAAUUGUUAGGUUAGAUGAUGCUCUGAGAUUCCCUCAAGGUAAAAUAGUCCCUAUGAUGCCAGUUCUGUCCCCUACGCCAGGAGCAGACAUGUAUUUUGUCUUGCUUUGUUUAACUCAGUGCACACUCAUAGGCCAAGUGCACUGAAAUGGCUUCUUUCCCAGGAAUAACAUUUUGGAUCAAUCUCUUCUACUUUAGAUCAGAUUCCUUUCCUAAUUUUGCAUAGUGUGUUUUUUUAUAUGAAACUCAUUGUAGAAAUACUGGCUUUUAUCUGUCUUGUAUACUUGCAUAUACAAGUAUACUUGUAUACUUGCACCUGGACAACUACCUCUUCAGUCAGGAUGGGGGUGGUAUAUUUGAUGAUGUAAUUUGAUGUGUUUGUGCUGAGCUCAACUACAGUGAUCUAGAGAAAGACUCAGCACUUAAAAAGAACACUUACCCCGCCGUCAGGAUCGGUAAUGAAGACAAUGACCUAGGUGAUAUACAGGUAACAGCUGGGAAAUCGAGAAAUACAGAUAUGGAACCAUCCCUGUAUCCAGGAGCCACUCCAAUCUGGGCUGCCACUGAUCCUGGGAGAAUCCACCUGCCCAGCCAGCGAGUCACAAGCUUUAGCAGGCAGCUGUAACCUCCCCCACUAGCCAAGAAAAGCCUUUCGACUCACAACCAGCCUCCGCCAGGAAGCGGCUCUCUACGGCUUCCUCCCACCUGGGGAGCCAAACAAAAGGCCCUUUUUCGACUGUCACACCUCCUUGAAGUAACAGUCAGUGAGCCACCACCCUUCGAGCUACGAAAACGCCCACAGCUGAAAGGUUGCUGCCGCUUCUGAGUCGCUGGCGCCCGAGACUUACUGCAAUGUUGACGUUAUGUAAAAAUCAUGGCACCUAGAGACUUGCUUUCGGUUUUUUUGUUUUGUUUUGUUUUUUAAACGUAUAUAUACCUGAUUUCCUUAGUAAAAGACUGACUUUGAUCAGACAAAAUCCGAGUUGUCCCGUUCCUCUGGCAACCCCGAACCCCAUUUGUUUUUUUUUCACAGGCCCCUGCUUUUCCUCCAGGAGAAUCCAGUUCACGUGACCGCAGGCGUUUACGGGCCGCACUGAAGAAAGCAAGACCUACUAUACACCCUGAGUCUUAUUUUUCCUCUUGAGAAAAUGGGAUACUGGGGAUGGUCUGGAUAAGACAGCCAAACACUCAAAACAAGGGGGAAAUCAAUAGAAUCCAAACAACAAAUGUUUGUGGAAGGACUGAUCUGCCCAGUCCUUUGAAAAGUCAGGAAGCUGGAGAUAGACUGGUGUGUCUCAAUGGAUGUAGACAUCAGCCACCUUGGUGCUCAACAGGUGUGUUAUGAUCUCCGUGUUUCAAAUUCAUUUGGAUGUAGAGCUAGAAAGAGAGCAGUCACGUUGAUGAAAGGCUAGGACUCUUUCAGCUCAUGGCUUGUGUGGAAGGAGGGAAGGCAGAAGACUACCAUAGUCUGCAGAGACCCGAGAGGGCGUGGCUUGGCCCUUCAAAGAAGGAUAAAGAGCAACUGAUGCUGAAAGUACGAGGUGUGUUUAUAAAGGAUGGAGUAGUCACCACCCAGAUUUAGAGAGAACUUUGGCAGGGCUGAGCAGCAAAACAUCCAUCGUUCUUUCCAUUUUACAUAAAGGGCCCUGGAGGGCUGUAGACUGUUCUGCUAGCAGGGCCCACGCUCGUAAUGUUUCCAUGUAUACAUCUUGACCCAGCCUGUACAGAGGCUUGGCAUCUGGCUGGUUACUAACAUGUCCUGUACAGUUGUUCAAUAAAAUUUUCUUGAAUUUUUUUCAAAUACA
This is a messenger RNA of Mastomys coucha (southern multimammate mouse), 3214 nucleotides long. It is a transcript of the gene Cd86, whose product is annotated as CD86 molecule. NCBI's taxonomy places the organism in Eukaryota, Metazoa, Chordata, Mammalia, Rodentia, Muridae. The transcript is spliced from 8 exons. Bases 251 to 1201 code for a protein of 316 amino acids. The record is from RefSeq and is a predicted model, not a curated record. Gene Ontology annotation, biological process: negative regulation of T cell proliferation; cell surface receptor signaling pathway; T cell costimulation. Gene Ontology annotation, cellular component: external side of plasma membrane.